AUGCCCGGAGGACGAGGAAGAGGAAGAGGAAGAGGAAGAGGAAGACGAGGAAGGGGGCGACCCCGUCGUAGAGAAGUAGGACGAGGUGUGGCAGUAGAAGGCCCACCUCAAGAAAGAUCAGAGACUGGGCCGGUAACAGUUACGCCGCCCCCAGUCUUACCACCAGUACAGCCUCCACCACAAGUAGAACCUCCACCCCAGCCUACCCUACCACUCCAAGUCGCACCUGAAGCUGCACCCCCAGUGGGUGGAGUAGAUGCUAAUACUAGGUUAAUGUGUGACUCCAUCCAAGCCCUAAUUCAAACCUUGGUAACCAAUCAGCAAGCCAGUCUACAACAGGCCCAGGAACAAGCCCAAGCACAGGCCCAGGCACAGGCGUUGGCACUGGCACAGGUACAGGCACAGAGAUACGACCCUCGACCAUUCACUGGUUCCCUGGUAGACCCCAUAGAAGCCCAAAUGUGGAUUGCAGCGGUGGAAACCACCUUUGAGACUAUGGAGUGCCCAGAGAACCAAAAGGUCGCCUGUGCAACCUUCGUCCUACAAAAGGACGCAGAGAUAUGGUGGAGAGAUAACAAAACCCUCCUUAACCCAGAAGGGGGACCAAUGAACUGGGAACGAUUUAAGGAGGCCUUCCUUAAAGAAUAUUAUCCUAAGUCAGAGCGACUUAAAAGGCAGCAGGAGUUCGCCCACCUGGUACAGGGAGGACUCACAGUGGAGAAGUACAACAGAGAGUUUAAUAAACUCAAGAGAUUUGCACCGUCCAUGGUGGACACUGAGGAAAAGAUGACAGAGAAAUUUGUAUUGGGUUUGGAACCAAGAAUCCGCCGCAUGUUGGAGGCGUUCAACCCAAAGACCUAUGAGGAAGCCUUGAGAACUGCCAAGGCUUUAGAGAAACCAAAGGAUGAGAAACGACGUGAAGAGCCAGUCAUAAUUGGGCAGAAGCAUCCUCAUGAAUCAGGAGGCUCUGACCGUCCACCACCAGUAUGUAGGCACCGUUCCAAUAACAGACGCGCUCCUAGAUGGGAUGAGCGACACCCUCCCCGACGUACUGACAGGAACCCUAGGAAUCAAGAUGGGGCCAGAGGGAGGAGAGAGGAAGGGUGCACUAUCUGUGGAAGACUACACAGUGGGAGGUGCAUGGCUGGCAGCCGAGCGUGUUAUAGAUGUGGUCAAGAGGGGCACAUCGCUGUGAACUGCACGGCCGGAAACGCUGCAGCACAAGCAAACCCGCCCAGAGUAGUAGAGCAAACGGAUCAACCAGCACCACCGCGAGCUCAAGCUAGGGCCUACGUGUCAACCAGCAAGGACACUGGGAGGUCCGACGCCGUUGUGACAGGUACACUAUCCAUUUUAGGUCAUUUCACUUUUACCUUAUUUGAUUCUUGUUCCACGCAUUCCUUUAUUUCCAUGCCUUUUGUUGUACAAGCAGGAUUCGAAUUAGAACCCUUAUUGCAUGAAAUGUCUGUAAGCACCCCUACGGGGGUAGACUUAGUAUCUAGGGGUAGAGUAAAGGAUGGCCAAGUAAUCAUAGGGAACCAAACUUUAAGCGUUGACCUUAUGGUGGUAAACAUGACAGAUUUUGACGUCAUACUAGGCAUGGAUUGGCUAGCUGAAAACCGAGCUAGUAUAGACUGUCACAAAAAGAAAGUAAAAUUUUCACCACCGACAGGACCUAUAUUUAAAUUUAAAGGUACAAGUACUGGGAUUACCCCCAAGGUAGUAUCGAUGAUGAAAGCAAAGAGGUUAGUCCAACAAGAUGGAUGGGCUAUAUUAUCAUGUGUUGUAGACGUAAGAGGAAAGGAAAGGACCCUAGUAAACGUUCCAAUAGUAAACGAGUUCCCGGAUGUAUUUCUGGAUGACUUACCUGGAAUACCCCCUUCCCGAGCGGUCAACUUCGUCAUCGAACUCAAGACGGGAACUGGGCCAAUUUCUAAAGCACCCUAUCGCAUGGCGCCAGCAGAGUUGAAGGAACUCAAGGCGCAAUUGCAAGACUUACUAGAUAAAGGAUUCAUUCGACCUAGCGUGUCCCCCUCGGGUGCGCCAGUGUUGUUUGUUAAGAAGAAAGAUGGAUCGAUGCGUCUGUGCAUCGAUUACAGAGAGCUAAACAAGAGAAGCAUAAAAAACAAAUAUCCUCUACCUAGAAUAGAAGACUUGUUUGAUCAACUCAGAGAGGCAACUGUAUUCUCUAAGAUAGAUCUUCGGUCCGGUUACCACCAAAUUAGGAUUAAUGAAAAAGACGUACCAAAAACAGCGUUCAGGACAAGGUACGGUCACUACGAGUUCGUAGUGAUGUCAUUUGGCCUCACCAAUUCCCGAGCUGUGUUUAUGGAGUUAAUGAAUCGGGUAUUCAAGGAAUGCCUAGACAUGUUCAUGAUUGUGUUCAUUGACGACAUCCUCAUAUACUCGAAAACAGUCCUAGAGCACGAGGAACACCUCCGAAAAGUUCUAACCACCCUAAGAGAGCACAAGUUGUACGCCAAGUUCUCCAAAUGCGAAUUUUGGUUGCGACAAGUCUCUUUCCUAGGAUACGUGGUGUCAAAGGACAAAAUAUCUGUAGAUCCCACCAAGGUCGAAGCGAUCACAAAGUGGGAACGCCCAACUACGGUAAUGGAAGUAAGGAGUUUCCUAGGAUUNCCCAACUACGGUAAUGGAAGUAAGGAGUUUCCUAGGAUUUGCGGGAUACUACCGAAGAUUCGUGCAGGACUUCACUAA
Messenger RNA from Cucurbita pepo subsp. pepo (vegetable marrow), 2715 nucleotides. The record is from RefSeq and is a predicted model, not a curated record. Lineage: Eukaryota; Viridiplantae; Streptophyta; Magnoliopsida; Cucurbitales; Cucurbitaceae.